CCUACCUGGUGACUAGCAGCUUGUUUCGCUUGAGCACUCUCGUCCUUCACUUUGCACUUGAAAUCCCGUGACAUCGGCCAGUGGACUGAUGAACAUCAUAUGGACGCCAUGGCUCGCUGGGAAUCUCAAACCAAGCGGAUAUUCAAUGGGGACACAGGUCCAAACAAGAGAUACCCAAUGCCUGCAAGAGGCCUACAGGACACACCGGACUACGGUAUAAGAAACGGAAAGUUCGAGAUCAGUGGCAAGACAGUAAAGAAGUUGUUUGAUCGUGUCGUUGAUAAGAUUCUCAAGUUGGUGACCUCGCAGAUCGAGGAGACUAAGAAACGGAAGAAAGUUGCCAAGGCUGUACUGUUGGCUGGUGGCUUCGGAAGAAACGAGUAUCUCAAGAAGAGAAUUCAGGAAACAGUUGGUCUCGCGGUCAAGGUAGAGAAGAUGAAGGACUGCACAACUGCCAUUGUACGGGGAGCCCUAAUCAGAGGACUCGCGGAUAAGCAAUCAAACCCAAGACUGGCCAACAUCUGGGUCGAAUCUCGGAUCGCCAGAAAGCACUAUGGCACCUCGGCACUCACCGAGUAUAUACCAGGCAAACACAGUCCUUACCGCCCAAGAAUCCCUCGUGGUGCAGAUGGAGGCGAGCGUAUUGAAGUCAUUCAAUGGUUCAUUGACAAGGGGUCUGAGAUUAAGGAAUCGAAACCAUUUUCAUUCAAGUACUAUUACGAUGAACCGGUCAGCAACGUUAACUUCCAGGGCGGACGCCUGGAUAACUUCACGAUGCCAGUGUACAUCUGCGAUCACGACCAGAGACCGGAUUACCCAGAAUUGGGCACAACUGGCAGAUGUAAGCUGCUUGUCAAGCUUAUCGCAGACCUCAACAAGAUCCCCAAGGAGGCGCGCGAGACGAAAAUAGGACAAGACAACCAGCUGUACUACAAGAUCCCGUUCAAGAUCGAGAUGACAUGCCACUCAGCGAACAUCACGUUUAACUUGGUGCACGAAAGGGACAAUCAAGGCACUAUUGAACGGGUGGAGUGUGGGAGUGUCCAGGCGGAGUAUAAAUAAAGAAG
Pseudomassariella vexata is the source of this 1067-nucleotide messenger RNA. RefSeq lists its product as uncharacterized. Lineage: Eukaryota; Fungi; Ascomycota; Sordariomycetes; Amphisphaeriales; Pseudomassariaceae. Bases 100 to 1062 code for a protein of 320 amino acids. The transcript is spliced from 5 exons. The record is from RefSeq and is a predicted model, not a curated record.